Messenger RNA from Lymnaea stagnalis (great pond snail), 11320 nucleotides. NCBI's taxonomy places the organism in Eukaryota, Metazoa, Mollusca, Gastropoda, Lymnaeidae. The record is from the annotation of a GenBank genome assembly.
AUAAACUAUAAUCCCUUUCUUAAAAGUUUAGGAAAUACAAGGAUUAAAAUCACUGUGUAUUUUAUGUUUAAUUAAAUCAGUUUCAGUCAGCAAAAGGAAUUUUCAAUUUCAAGGAUUUCACUCUCACUCUCAGUGUGAUUGUGAUUAUUUUAAAUAUUCAUAUUUGAAGAUGGAAUGUGACAUUCUAAAAAAAUAUAGCAUCAUUUUUAUUUUUGGUAGGUACACUCAUGAAAUGUAUAAUAUACCAUGCAUGCCGGAAUAAGGAUUCCAAUAUUUAAAAUACUUCAGAUUAAUAUUAAGAUCUAGCAUUGCAAUUAAUUAAGCUAGGCUUAUAGGCCCUUCUAUACUUUAAACUCAAUGACCUGUUAGCCUUAAGCCUAUACUAUUAUAUAUUUCUUUUCAUGCUACUAAGACUAUUAAAUAGUUAUAAGUGUAAGACAUCUAAGUAACUUAUUGUUAACAUUCACUCUAAAUUAGGCUACACCUAAAGAAAUGAGACUGAAAUACGAGUUCAUUUUGAACUACCAAGACCAAUUAAAAUUUAACCUUCAAAUCAUUUAUUAAUAUUUAAAAAAAUAUUUUUGUAAUAACAGUAUAUCUGAUUUUUUUUCUUCUCCAUAAAUUACCCAUUGCCUAAGCCAGAGGUACUCAAAUAUUUUGGCCCGAGGGCCAGGUCUUGUUCUUGGGAUAGGCAAGAGGGCCAUCUGUAUCCACUGCCUAAAAUACCAUUGCCUACAUCUAUAGGGCACAAUGGGUCAAUUAUUUCAUGUAAUUCAAAAUAUUCUUUUUCAACUUUGUGCAGUUAUGCCAAGUGAAUAACUGAAAAUUAACUUCAUUUUGGUCAUUCCAUCCAUCAAUGCCUGUGUCGCUACAGCUUUGGCCUGCCUCACUACUUCCUUCCACUCAGAUCUAACUAAUGCUUUUCUUUUCAAUGCUUAGAUUCACAGCUGCUGUAGAUCUUUUUUCUGCAUCAUCCAUCGAUCUAAGCCUAGGUACUUCAUUUUAGUUUUGAAAUGCAAAAACUGUUUAUUUCAAUAACUUUACCAAAAGAAAAGAAUGAUUCUUAUUUAUUUUUUUUACUUGGUUGCUGAACAUUUUCGGGUGAUAAAUAAAGCUGAAAUUUUUUCCUCAGCUUGGUGAUUAUGAACUCAAAACAACUCACAUUGAGCUUUCAGGACAGAUGUUUGUCUAUAAUCACUGAUUCUGUUUCAAAAAUAUUGUCAAGACUUUAACUGUUAGUCUCCUAAUAGUUGGAUAUAGUAGUUGCGCAAAUGACUCGCCAAAAAAACCUGCUAUGUACUAGACCCAAAACUUCAUUUUCAUAUGUUCUAUUCCCCUAGAGAUUAGUUGUUUAAAGCUGAAGAGCAGUUUGACUAAUUGUGUGAAAUUUUAAUGUCAGAAUUUUUUUAUAAUUCUUUGAAAGUUUGCUUUAUCAGGAUUUUCACUAAUUGUAAAGAAAUUUAGCUGUGUCAGCAGUUUAACUAAAUGGAGGGAAAAAAAUAUAUGAUGUGUCAGCAGUUUGACUAACUGUGGAAAUCUUUGCUGUGUCAGCAGUUUUAUUAAUGAAGGGAAAAAAAAAGUGGGGGAGGGAUUGUCAGCAGCUGCCCAAUGGAACGGCAACAAAAAUAAUUGUUGCUCUUUGUUCUGCACAUUUUUUAUAAUCUACUAGAGAAAUGAUGUAGUUUUCUGUGCACUUAAUGCAUCUUGGUCAAGCUUUUCUUUUGUAACAUAAUUAAGGACUUAUUAAAAUGUAACCGCUGACUUGAUUCCUUAUCACUGGCAAUUAGUGCAAGUUUUCUCUGAAAGCCCAAUGAUAAACCUAUGAAAGCUCCAUGAUGACAGACUUUUUCUUAUUUUGUAGCCAACUGUGAAGUUUAUUAAGAUAGCCUGUUAUGUCUACCAAAAAAAAAAAAAAAAUGCAGCUACCAUCUCGUCUAUAUUUGAUUAAAACUCCACAAACUCCCCAGCCUACUUUGACUUCACAGUUUUGAGAAUCUUGAUCACAUUCUCACGAAAUUUCCAAAGCAGCUCCAAAAUCUUCGUUUGCUUGAGAAUCUUACAUCAUUUGUGCAAAAGCUUAUCUCCAUGUUUUGCACACGGCUUACUUGAGAAACUUUAAACAGAUGAUGCUUUAAUGAUGAGCUGCUUCUUAUGAAAGUUAUAAGUUUCAUGACUUUUGCCAUCACUUCAGUAACUUCAUCAUUCAGUUUUGAACACAGAAAUGACUGAAUCAUCCAUUGGUGUGAAAUCGGUUUAGAUUGAACGUUGAACCCUGUUAAGACAAUUGGCAACAAGGCCGAGAUCAUUUUUACAAGGGAAGGGGUUUGUAAUAUGGGUUUAUUUAAUUCAUCAAAGACUUAAUUUUUUUUUACGCUACCCAUGAAAGACGUCAAGUCUCAAAAUUAUUUUUUUUUUUACAAUUUCGUAAGUUGUUAGCGGGCAAGACUUUGAGUACUCCUGUCCUAAGCAGGGAUAGAAUUACAUUUUAUCCAUUUGCCCUUCCAUUCAUAUUAGAAUAUUAGCCAAUUAAAUUAAUUUAAAAAAUUGAUAUUAAAUUUAGUAAUACUACAUCUAACACAAGGGUGUUAUUUUUCCUUAGUUUAGACAUAGUAUUACUAAGUAUAACAUUUGCGUUUAUGUUAAAAUAUGAUUAUUUUCAAUGAUUUCAUUUAUAGAGACUGAUUAAUGUGAAUUGUAAAAAAAAAAAAAAAUUGAAAUUCAUCAGAUUUAAAGCAAGCUAACAGAAAAGUCUCACAUAAUUCAUAUGUAGAGUCUCAAAGUGACUUGAUUUCCAAAAUACAAUCACCUUUUAUUUGUUUAAUACUAGAUUUAAUAUUGAGAAACCUCUUCUAGGUAAUUUUAGAUAUUUUAAGAAUAAUGAGGAGCUUAGCUACUUUAAUCCCCUAUAAAUUAAAUUAAUUAAUCAUUUAUAAAAUUAAAAUAAAUUGGUUAAUAAUGUUACAAAAAUAAGUUUAAAAAUUAUGUAAAAAAAAAAAAAGGGAAAAGAGGUUGGGAAACAAUUUAUAUAAAUAAUGUAUAAUCAUGUAAUUGUUUUGUAAACAACCAGAUAAUUUUUUCCUUAAUUUUAAAUAUUUUAAGAAAAAUGAGGAGCUUAGCUAAUUUAAUCCCCUAUAAAUUAAAUUAAUUAAUCAUUUAUAAAAUUAAAAUAAAUUGGUUAAAAAUGUUACAAAAAUAAGUUUAAAAAUUAUGUAAAAAAAAAAAAAAGGGAAAAGAGGUUGGGAAACAAUUUAUAUAAAUAAUGUAUAAUCAUGUAAUUGUUUUGUAAACAACCAGAUAAUUUUUUCCAUUACGCACAUGUCAUACCAAUUUAGGAUAUAUGAUUGGAACUCUGCCACAGCAGCGAUUGUUUAUUUUGCCAAUAAGAAUGUAUUAACUGAUCAUCUCAAAUAUCAACAUUUUUUGAAGUCAAAAUAUGUUUUUUCUAUCAGAGGUCUGAAAAAAAACUGAAUUUUAUUAUUUCUACACUAAAAAUUUAGCCAUGAAAGGGUUAUUUGAAAAACAAAUUUUUUAAAAGUUAAAUGGACAGAUUUCUGUGGCAUUUAACAAACUUAAAUUGAAUUGAGGAAUAAAACAUUACUUAAAUUGAAAUUUGAGUAAUAAUUGAUUUUUUUGUUCCAGCAUAUUUUGGCACCACAGUUGCAUUGCUAAAGCCCAACGUACUCUUUGUGGUUGUUGAUGAUCUUCGUCCCACAUUAGGAUGCUAUGGAGAAUCCAUAUUACAUACACCAAAUGUAGAUAACCUAGCCACUAAAUCUGUUUUGUUUGAACAAGCUUAUGUGCAGGUGGGUAACAAAAGGAUUAGAUGGAUACGAGUCAUGGCCGUUUUACUUGUACUUCAAUGUAUUCACUGGCAUGGCCAGAUUUUAACACUAGGGGGAGCCUAUGCAUAAAAAGACCCACUAACCAAAAACAAAUUUGAAUAAACUAAAUUAUGAUAAAAUGACAUGGGAAGCACGUGUGUGUAUAGUCAGUAAAAGUACGUUGUUGUAUACCACUUGCGUUUCUAGGGGAGCUGGUAUGUUUAAAAUCUUCUUGAAAUAUUCCACACAUCUCUUUCCUGUGGGAAAUUGUUUACCAUCAUAAGAUAUUAUUUUAUAACCUAAACAGAUAGCCUGCUUUGAAUUGCAUAAAUAUUAUUUCAAAUUAAUCAUGAAUUUAAUCAGUCUUUUUUGUUCUUAAAGCAAGCAAUAUGUGGACCUAGUCGAGUCUCAUUCUUAACAAGUCGACGACCAGACACAACACGUUUGUAUGACUUCUAUUCCUACUGGCGGGUCCAUGCGGGGAACUUCACAACACUACCUCAACAUUUUAAAGAAAAUGGUUACGUAACACAAUCUGUUGGAAAAGUUUUCCAUCCUGGUAAAUUUGACUGUUUCUAAGUAAUUCUUAAGUGUCUUAUAAGUGAUGUUUCACAUUUAACUUGAUACCUGGCUAUGCGCCAAAGGAAAAAAGCAUGCAACAUUGUUCCGAGCUUAGGAAGCACUUUUUUCCCACCACUUUAAUUUAAGUCUUUAAACUAAGAGUCUGGCCUAUAAUUGGGAUGUUGCAAAAAAUGUUUAAAUGUUUAGGUUUUUGAUAAUGGGAUAAUAGCAUAGCCCCAAACUUUGAUGUUGCACAUCUUUUGUUAAGAAUAUGUUUUACAAAGAUCUUUACACACGUACAGAUUUAGCCUCUAACUUCAGUGAUGACUCCCCAUACAGUUGGACCAACACACCUUAUCACCCAUCUACUGAAAAAUAUAAAAUGGCCAAGGUCAGAUAAUUUUAUAUAAGGGGUGUGUAUGUGAUUUAUUUGUGGACCAUGUAAGAAAAUUUUGUAAUCGGAUAUUGUAUUUGUAUUUUGUUCAACAGAGAAGAAUUAUUCUCUUGUCAAAAGUGCCCAAAUGAUAAACCUGAUUCUCACACUGACCCAGUGGUCUAAAAUAUGAUUUCUUGAUUUUGAAAUAGUCUUCUUAUUUGAAAUAAUAAAGUGGUAAGCCAACCUGGCAUUACUUAAGUGUUUCAUGUGGGCUAGAUAUAAAAUAGUUAUAUUUUUCUUGCUUUAUUUUUCAAGAUUUUAAAAAAACGCUUUCUGUUAGAAAACAAUUGUAUUUUCUAGGUAUGUCCUAAUUCAGAUGGCACUCUAGGAAUGAACAUAGUGUGUCCCGUAGAGGUGGACAAAAUGCCAGAGGGUACGCUUCCUGACAUUCAAAGUGCAGAGUUUGCCAUUGAGUUUUUAAAAAACAUGUCGCAGUUAAAGCAGCCAUUUUUCUUAGGACUUGGCUUCCAGAAACCUCACAUUCCACUGAAAUACCCCAGGGAGUUUCUAGGUAUUUAUUUUAAAUUCGCUAAACAUUUACGAUUGGCCUUGUUACUUUAUGCAAACUGGCUCAACAUUUACGAUUGGCCUUGUUCCUUGAUGUCAUUUUAGUUUUGUUGGUUCCUUGACAAAUUUUAAUUAAAUAAUUAAAAAAUGGUUGAAAUAAUAUUUCAAAAGUGAGUGUAAUAUUAUUGUGCAUAUAGAAACUUCAUUAUCUGCACUAAAAUGUGACUAGUUAUAUUGAGUCAGUAUAAUAAAAGCUAAGGAUAAUCCAUGGCAUGAACGUUGUGCGGCAAAGCUGGAGCUCUGAGGCACAGCUGGAGGUCUGAGGCACAGCUGGAGCUCUGAGGCACAGCUGGAGCUCUGAGGCACAGCUGGAGCUCUGAGGCACAGCUGGAGCUCUGAGGCACAGCUGGAGCUCUGAGGCACAGCUGGAGCUCUGAGGCACAGCUGGAGGUCUGAGCUCUGGAGCAGAGUGGGAGCUGAUAAAAAUUCUUACAGUGCACUGGUUGUUUCUGGCACAGCUGAUGCAACAGAUCUUAGUCAUCUCAUUCGGCAUGGAGAGAGACAACAGAAUUGUCAGACUGUCUUACCAACCAGAAACAAACAACCGUGAAACUCCAAGCUAAAAAUAUUGCACCAGGUCUUUUUAAAAAUGGAAGGUGCAGGAUUUAGCAUUGCAAAAAAUGGUGGACCAUCUGCAAAAUGUAUGAUCGCUGAUGUUUAUGUUGAUCCAUGAGAAGGAAUUCUUCCCAUUUCCUGUCAAUUGAAGGAAUUAAUUAGAGUUGAACAAGAUAUGUUUAGGCUGGUCAAGACCAGAAAAUUAAGCAGACAUUUUGGCUAGAUGCCUUCUUCAGCAGACAGUACAAUUAAAUAAAAAAAGAUAAAUUUAUAUAAAAAAAUUAAACACACGUUUUUAAAGAUCUCCAUAAUGUCAAUUUAGGUCAACGUUCAGAACAGGAAGCGCUCUUUGUAAUUGUCAGUUUGAGGAAAGAAGGACUUUUUGAUACCGUAUUAGAAAGUUACCAAGUUACCAUAAGCUAAGAAACUAGCUGAAGAUGAAAUAGCAGUCAGUUUGGAUGAUCCAUUUUAUGAUUUGGACAUUUCAAUAUUGAAUUCUGCUAAUAUAUUUUAAAAUCUUUAUAAAUAUAUUCAUAUUUAAUGCAGAGGCAAACUGAACAUGAAUAAGAUUGCCAAAUAAAAAUACCACAUAGACUCAUUAGUGCUUUGCACAAUUUUUUUUUUUUGAUGGCAUCCGUCUGUCACAAUGUGACGAUGGUGUGGGCUUUGGAGGACGAAAUCCACAAGGCCUGGGAAUAUUCUUUUUUUAAGGAUUAUAAGCUGGUUCUCAACAGCAAAUCGCCUCCCUCCACGCCGCUGGAUAACCCAAGGGAACAUCAUUUGGAUGAUAAAGCUUGGCACCAGUUGCGUCGCAGGAGUUGUCAGAAUUUUUCUUUGUACCAAUGCACAUCGCACAUUACUGAAGUGAAAAUGUUUUGAAGCAAAUUUGAGGCAGGUCGUGUCUAUGUUUUUGAAGCAGUUGGGAGUGUUACUGGGAUGUCAAUGACUGGUGAAGAGUUUCAGCAAUCCUGUUGAAUAAAAGGAAACAUGAACAAAUCAAACUUUAAUAUUCUGAUGAGAAGAAAACACUUUUAUUUCUUUUAUAACUUUAUGCCGUGAGCUCAUAUGGAAUAAGGACGAGCAGAAACUUCAAAAAACUAAAUCUGUUCCACAACUAUAUGUUUAGGAUUUUUCUAUAUACAAAUCCAAUAUAAAAAAAAAAGAAAAAAAACCCAAGUUUUGUGUUGGCCUCGGCAUCAAAUGUUUACAUCAUGCUUUUUUGUGCUGGCACAUCUCUGACCUGACCAGUUGAUCAGUCUUCCCUCCCUUGUGGACAUGCUUCCCUCCCUUGUGGACAUGCUUCCCUCCCUUAUGGGCAUGCUUCCCUCCCUUGUGGACAUGCUUCCCUCCCUUGUGGACAUGCUUCCCUCCCUUGUGGAAAUGCUUCCCUCCCUUGUGGACAUGAUUCCCUCCCUUGUGGACAUGCUUCCCUCCCUUGUGGACAUGCUUCCCUCCCUUGUGCACAUGCUUCCCUCCCUUGUGCACAUGCUUCCUUCCCCUGGGGACAUGCAUUGUUCACUGUUGGUCAGAAAUUAAGAAGUCAAGAGAGCUCAAAACUGAUGUCUGGAUCUACAAUGCUAGACUGUUCUUAAAUCAGCACUUGCACAACAGCUGGCAGAAUACCCAAAAAGGGGAUAGGUUCAAUGAGCAGGCAAUCAAUUAAGUUCAGCCAAUGAAUCAAUUAACACUUUUGUUAUGUUACCGGCCAUUGAAGUUAUGACACUUGGAUGAAUAAAACCAUAUUUAUUUUUUCAGACCUUUACCCGAUGUCAAAAAUCAAAUUGGCGAAGUACAACACAUACCCACUGCGUUUGCCUCUUGUGGCUUGGAAUCCAUGGACAGACCUGAGAGAGCGAGAUGAUGUCCAAAAACUAAAUAUAAGCUUCCCGUUCGGUCCGGUGCCUGAUGAUUACCAGGUGGUCAUCUAAACUAUUAUUACUCUUUGUUAAUGAAAUGUUCAUCUUACUGAAAGAAUCAUUGGCCAUUAACCCCACAUAAGUUAUUACAAUCUUGUUAGUAUGUUUUUGAAUCUUGGUAGUGAUAAAGCUAUAAUAUAGAAUUUUUAGCACCGAGAUGGUUCAUUAUGCUUUUUUGGUACUUAUUUAGUACUUUUUUAGAAUCCAUAGUUGGCCUGUUUAUUUCACCUUUUUAAAAUAACAUUCUAAAAAUUAAUACAUUGUUAAAUGUUUUUUUAAAAUGUGUGAUCCUUUACAAACUGUUCUCAUAAAAAUGAUAUUUUCUUCCUGUUCAGUAUAACUUAUUUCUAAUCCCCCCCUCCCCCCCCCCCACCCACACACACACACCAUUUAGCUGCUGAUGAGACAGAGUUACUAUGCUGCCACUUCUUACAUGGACUCCCAACUAGGGAAAGUCCUGUCAGCACUAGAGCAAUACGGUCAUGCCGACAACACCAUCAUUUCAUUUAUCGGUGACCAUGGUGAGUCAGCUCAUUUUAACAAGUGAGCAAGUCAAAAGACAUGAUUCUAGCUCUGAAUGCUGGGAUGCUUUUAUUUGGUUGGCAGAACAAUUCCAUCUAAAAAUAAUAAUUUCAGUAAAAUUGAUUUUAAUCGUUUGAUUUUUUAAAAUAGUUUGAUCAUAAUAUAAUCAAUUUCAAAAAUGCUGUUCCAGUCACUUAGAAAUAUUGGAAUUUUAAUUACACCUAACCUUAUGUCAAAAUGGUAUAUAAAAGAUCACUGACUUACACUCUAUGGGAUAUGGCUUUUAUAAACUUAAGAUUACUGUUUUUAAAUAAGGGGCUGUUUGCAAAUAAUGGCACGCUCAGCAGGGGAGGGGGGAUCGAGAGUUUGUGACACUUUGUGAUGGGAGGGGGAAGGGGGGUAAAAAUUGACAUCACAAUUUUUUUUUGUUUUUUUAAUUUAAAAUUUUCUACACAAAAAUUGUUGUAGCCAUUUUACAUUUGGGGAGGACUUCUUUGUUUCACGUCACAGUUUUCUAAUAAUACUACAUAUUAAUCCAUUGUGGGAAAAUGUUAAAAAAUAAAAUCUUAGUUUAGUUAUGAAAAUUUUAAGUAUGUUUUGAAAUUUUUUUUGGUUGUGAUGUGACACUAAGGGUGGUGUGGUCUAAAAAAUGUCAUUUUUUGCGUGACAUAAUUUGACAUAAUCUACCAUAAAUACCAAACAGUUAUACACUUCGGAAGAGGGAAAAAAAAAGUGAAUUUACUAUAAACAGAUGUGCUAAAAUUAUUACACAUAUAAAUAGCUUACUUCAAAUUAUUAAGUAGCUCACUCCAUUCAAAUAAUUAAAUAGCUUUCUUCAAACUAUUAAUACAGCUUACCUGGUGCUUCAAAUUAUUAAAUAGCUUACCUGGUACUUCAAAUGAUUAAAUAGCUUACUUAAAUAAAUAAAAAAUCUUUCUUCAAAUUAUUAAAUAGCUUACCUGGUACUUCAAAUGAUUAAAUAGCUUACUUCAGAUGAUUAAAUAGUUUACAUCAAGUUAUUAAAUAAAUUACUUCAAAUAUAAAUGUGAUCAAAAGUCCUCUUUUACGAAAAAAUGUCUGGCCAUUUGGGAAAUAUAGUUUGAUUUUACUUUAAUUAUCAAAAGAUCAAAGGUCAUAGAGGUGGCCAGCCACCCUUGGUCCAUGUAUGUAAAUAAAUUUCUUUCUCGGUUGUAGGCUGGGUACUGGGUGAUUACGAAGAAUGGUCAAAGGUCAUAGAGGUGGCCAGCCACCCUCGGUCCAUGUAUGUAAAUAGCUUUCUUUUUCUGUUGUAGGCUGGGCUCUGGGCGAACACCAAGAAUGGUCAAAGUACAGCGUGUUCGAUGUGGCUGCACGAGUUCCCUUUAUUUUAUACGUACCAGGCGUAACACACUCUAAAGCAAGUGAGACAGAGAGAAUGUUUCCUUUUAUCUCUCCACUGAGUGAUGACUCGACAAUCAACCUGAGGCAGGAACAAAAUAGCAAUCAAUAUUUUAAACAAAAAAUAUUCGACCAGGAAAUUUCUUUAAAUAUUGAUGCAGAAGAAAACAGUGUGUUACAGGAAACAUCUGAAACUUUUUUUAAAAAGGGUCCAUUAUUAGACAGAGUUUUUGAGAAAUCAGCAUCUGAAGUAAGGUUUUCAGUUGACAGUGAGAUUAACCCCCUUGGUUACAGAAGUUCUGCCUUAGUUGAACUUGUGGAUUUGUUUCCCACUCUGGCUGAACUCGCAGGGCUACCUGUUCUCCCACAGUGUCCAGAGAAUCCGUUUGAUACCUGGCUGUGCACUGAAGGAACCAGUCUGCUGCCUCUCAUUAAGAACAUUACAAGGGGAGGCGAGGCCCAAGGAAAGUUUGCUUCCUCUGACGUUAUCAAAAACUCAAGCUCUGCUAAAACCAUUGACGUGAAGGCAGAAGGUGAACUUCAGUUUCAAACUUCAGUUGCCAUGACAACAAGCCAUUUAGCACAAAAUUGCAAUCAAACAGCUGUUCCAUUUUAUUCUGAAUUCCAUUGGAAAAAAGCAGUGUUUAGUCAGUAUCCCAGGCCGUCUGUUGAACCUAGAGACGACAGCGACAAACCUCACCUGAAGGACAUUCGGAUCAUGGGCUACAGCAUGUGGACGCCAGACUUUCAUUACACAGAGUGGGUUGGCUUCGACCCGAGUAAUUACACCAUUCAGUGGCAGGAGUUGUACGGGACCGAGCUGUACCUGAGGUCAUUAGAUCCAUACGAGAUAGACAAUGUUGCCUUGUAUGUUGAAUGUGCUGACCUGGUCAAAGGUCUGUCCAAGCAGUUACACAGUGGCUGGAGAGCUGCUCUGCCUUCAUAAAGCAAGAAUCAUGGACAGCUUGACAUGUACAAAGGGCAAUAUGUUGCACACCAAGGAAAUGUGGGGAAACAUUACAUGGAUGAUGAGACAGUCUGGACAGGUAUACACUGUGUCUGGAAAAAAAAAAAGGAAACCUUUUGAUACUGAUUAGUCAAUGGAGAGCGUGUCUUAAAGCCUGUGUUGAAGCUAAUGGCGGAUGCUUGAACACACAAAUUAUAGUUAAAUAAAAUUUGGCAUUAUGUUAGAAUUGAAAUGAGCUUUGAAAUUUAAAAUAAUGAUAAAUAUCUACCUUUAGUUUUCAUCAUGAUAAAAAAAGGGGUUCCCUUUUUCACGGACACAGUCUACAAUAUAAAGAAACAGGAACCUUGACUGGUGUCAAAAUAUAAUGUGUCUACAAACAAAGGGAACCCUUUUUAUAAUGAUGCAAACUUCAGAAAACUCAUGGUAAAUAUCUUCUAGUCACCUUGUUUAAAAAAUGUGUCAAUUAAUUUUUCAAUAUGGCGUAGUUUUUUUAGGGACCGUUCAUUAUUUUUGGCCAGCAUGUCAGGACUAAAAUGAGUUGGAUUUUUAAAAUUGAUAUUUGCCAGAUUUUUUCAUCAUUAUCAAAAGGAGUUCCCCC